Molecule: messenger RNA, 303 nt
Organism: Oppiella nova
Lineage: Eukaryota; Metazoa; Arthropoda; Arachnida; Sarcoptiformes; Oppiidae
Source: the annotation of a GenBank genome assembly
CUGACCCAAACUUGAGUGUUGACUGUAUCUUGGAUUUGAUGGACUCAUUGGUUCAUAAAUUGAUGUUUUGAUGAUCUGUUGAGUGAAUCGAGACAUCUUCAGAUGGCAUUUGAUCUGAGAAUAGCUGUGGUUUGCAGUAGUAAUCAGAACCGGUCUAUGGAGGCACACGCGGUGCUCAGUAAAAAGGGGUUUAAAGUGCGGUCUUUCGGCUCAGGCAAUCAGGUGAAGCUGCCCGGACCCGCUCAGGACAAACCCAAUGUCUAUGACUUCGGCACUACUUAUGAGGAGAUGUACAAAGACCUG